Messenger RNA from Limanda limanda (common dab), 1227 nucleotides. It is a transcript of the gene tigarb, whose product is annotated as TP53 induced glycolysis regulatory phosphatase b. Bases 40 to 855 code for a protein of 271 amino acids. The record is from RefSeq and is a predicted model, not a curated record. Gene Ontology annotation, biological process: fructose 1,6-bisphosphate metabolic process; fructose 2,6-bisphosphate metabolic process; negative regulation of glycolytic process. Gene Ontology annotation, molecular function: fructose-2,6-bisphosphate 2-phosphatase activity. The transcript has 6 exons. Gene Ontology annotation, cellular component: cytosol. NCBI's taxonomy places the organism in Eukaryota, Metazoa, Chordata, Actinopteri, Pleuronectiformes, Pleuronectidae.
AGAAGCAGGCGCAGAAGCAGGAAGUGACAGGAGGAGAAGAUGUUGACGUUCAGUUUAACCCUGGUGAGACAUGGGGAAACGACGUACAACCGAGACAAGCUGCUGCAAGGUCAAGGCGUGGACACGUCCCUGUCAGAGACGGGUUCGCUGCAGGGAGAAGCAGCUGGAAGAUACCUCAGAGACAUCGCCUUCAACAACGUGUUCGCCAGUAACUUACAACGGGCUGUGCAGACUGCUGAACUCAUCGUGAGGAGCAACACUCACUGUUCUGGCAUGGAGAUGGUCCUGGAGCCGUUACUCAGAGAGAGGGGUUUCGGUGUCGCUGAAGGACGACCCAAAGAGCAUCUGAAGAACAUGGCCAACGCCGCCGGCCAGUCGUGUCGAGAUUACACGCCUCCAGGAGGAGAGACUUUAGGACAGGUGAAGCUGCGAUUCAAAAAAUUCCUCAAAGUCCUUUUCAAGCAAAUGCUGGAGGAACACGGAGCGUCUGGGUCGGACGCCUCUGAUGGAGCGUUAGCCGGUGGAGACGCCCCAGAGGACGUGGCAGCUGCCGCCUCGGACGCCCCCUCGGUCGGUGCGGCUGACGACGGCCUGCAGGGUCUCGCGGUCCACGCUCUGGUGGUGAGCCACGGCGCCUACAUCCGCGUGGCCAUCGGGCACCUGGUGGAGGACCUGAAGUGCUCCCUACCUGCAGGGGUGAAGAUGUCCCACAUGAUCGCACCCUGUCCAAACACCGGCAUCGGCCGCUUUAUCUUCACUCUGAGGGCGUCCGAGUCCGGCCCGGUGCUCUCUGCCGCUCGCUGUGUGUUCACCAACAGAACGGACCACCUAGCAAAGGUCACAGCCGCUGAGUAGUGAGUCGACGUUCUGUGUGUGUGCAGCAACUGUGCAUGUUAUGUUCAACAUGUAAAGAAACAAACGCUAAAGGGAAAUAAGAGACCUCAGGAGUUACCACGGGUAACCCAAACAAGAAUGAACAGGGUAUAUGGUGUUUUAUUCAGUAAUCUAUAUGUUUUACUGUGGAUCAGUAAUAUAAAUACUGUAUUAUCAAACAUGUGAUCCUUCCAACUGUAGGCCUGUAAAGACUCGAGUGUCAGUCUCCAUAUUUAAUGUAUUAUUACCUCUUUUAUUGCCAAAGUCUAUUUAGUGUUUGCGUAAACACUGAUGAGUCACAUGUGCAGCUGCUCAUUUUUACUUUUACGUGCAAUAUAAGAUGACAACACUAAA